UAAUCCUCAUUUGUUUUAUUCUAGGCCUGCAGUCUCUCAGUUCACCCGGCCGUCUACAAAAAGCUCUGCUGUCUUUAAGCUAACGUCCUCUGAUUGGCUGCCCCUCACCAACAGACUAUUCUAGCAGAGACUGGGCGGGGCUUGUGUGCUCACAGCGCUGUCUGUAGUCACACUGAGACUGGACUGGGUUUGUGAAUAACUGUGUUUCUGCGCAUAGUUAGUUAGUUAAUCGCUGAAUUCAUGUAACUGGUCCCAUUUAAGGAAUGCAUCAUGGUGGUUUUGAACACUGCUGUUAGUUCCAUCACGUGUUUGUGUUCAAACUGAGUAUGUAACAGCAGCAGUGAGGGGGCCUCAGCAGCCUGACAUCAGAUAUUACAAACUGCUCAAAGGGAGCACGAGACUAGUCUGGGUGAGUUUGAACUCAUGUGUUUCUCAGAUAUAAUGGAUGAUUCAAACAUAGGCCACAGGCACUGUCGGUUUUAUUAAUGCCGUAGGUUAACAUUACUGGAAGCGUCUUUGUCUUAGCGGGACAUGAGGAUUGAUGCUGCUUUGUAGGACACCUGUGAGGCUGGAGCCAGUAGCUGGUUAGCUUAACCUGAGCACAGGAAGUUUUUAAAAAACAAAAAAACAAAAAACAUUAUAGUGUCCUGCUAGCUGCUGUCUAAAUCUGGAGCCUGAUGGAGAGGCCUAAAUUUCAAGUCAGACUUGAAGCUGCUGUUGCACACAGGGAGCCUCUAACCUGGCCCAUCGCUCCCGAUGGCUACAUCCCCAACUCUGUGAUCCGCAGCCGGAGGAGGAAGGGCAAGAAACUUUGGGAUGACAGCUUCUUUCAUGGUCAACGAACGGAUGAAUGCACCACAGGUUACAAGCAGGAUAAAAUCACAGAUUAUUUAUGGUUCCAGACUGAAAAUGAGAAAGAAGGUGAGCUGAAAAGAAAGAAGAGCGGACCAGAAGAUGAGAGGACAAGGAAAGAAAGUAAAAAAAUAGGCUGGCAAGGACGUGACGAUACAAAGGAAGAAGAAACAGAGAAGAAGACAGAAAAGGAAGCUGAAAAAGCUCAAGAAAAGCUGGAGGUGAUGAGAAAGAAAAAAACUGAUGCAAAGAAAGAAAAUGGCAAAGACGAGACGGAGAAGUUUAUCCAGACUGCGAGUCCUGUGAACGAACAACCGAAACCCUCUGAGGACGCUAAUGUGGCGCCUCAAAAGCAAGCAGAUGAUCCAACAAAUGCUCCGGACUUCCUACCAACUUCCUGUGAUGAGAAGAGAAGCAAACCUGUGAGAGAGCUGAAGACAGAAAUGGAGCUCUGUGAAGUCAUUCCCAAAGUGAAUGAUGUGAGUGAAGAGAAGGACGAGGGGCAGCCCGACCAAACAGGAAAAAGGAAAGAGAGCGAGCAGGAGAAAACAGCCAGAGCCGAAACAGCCAGAGCCGAAACAGCCAGAGCCGAAACAGCCAGAGCAGAAACAGCCAGAGCAGAAACAGCCAGAGCAGAACGACCAGAGCUGCAAAAUGAAACCUACUCCCCACUGGUGGCUCCAGAGGAUCCUCAACCACAACCAGAACCGUCACCAAUCAAGGAUCAAAGGUUCCUCCUUUUCUCACACAAAUAUGACAGCAUAGCUAACCGUGUGCAGGCUGGCCUCGACGACAGAGUGCUGGCCCUCUACAAGAACUUCAAAGUCUUCAGAAAGAACUUGCCACAUCUUGGAAAACUCUCUGUCCCCACUGAGCACCGUCCUUACCCUACACAGUCCCGCUGCUCUACACUUCAGGCUAAUGCUGCUGAGAGCAGUUUGAAAGGUGGACUGUAUAGCUCCCCUCCCCAUGUGCCCUCACAGUCCAUAGUUCAGGCCACUUGUCUGGGGGGAAGUCUAAGCAGUGACUUGGGUGGUGACCCAACAUUUAAUAGUACAGUGUCCACUGCUCAGAUUCAGGGCUGCACACAGCUGCCCCAAACCUCGGGACCAAGCAUGACUGAGUGGAGAACCAACCUGUACAAACUCAUCUCUGUGCAUGGAUUCCAGUCUGCACGGGCAGCACGCUUACACGCCUCAAAGCACGCACACACGUUUCCUACUGACGUGCAGCUUGUGACAGAUUUUCCCCCACUGCAGCCUCAGCUGGCAGCAGCACAUCAGAGGGUGGUUCAGAAGAUCAAGCUGAAAGACUCCGUGGAGACAGCCGGCGGUUGCUUCUACCGUAUCAUUCCAAUGGCUUCCCAGCACAACUUUCUCACUGCACAGCUCUGUGGGAAGGCCCGGUAUGGACUCCUGGAGUUUGAUUGGACGAGGGGAUGUGAUGAAGAAAGUGUGCUCAGGGUGUCAUCGCUCGAGUCGAGCGACCACAGAGCGGAAGAUUAAAACUGUGAUUGUCACAUUAAACGUUAACAUAAUAU
Messenger RNA from Oreochromis niloticus (Nile tilapia), 2392 nucleotides. RefSeq names its product translation initiation factor IF-2. Bases 678 to 2357 code for a protein of 559 amino acids. The transcript has 5 exons. Lineage: Eukaryota; Metazoa; Chordata; Actinopteri; Cichliformes; Cichlidae. The record is from RefSeq and is a predicted model, not a curated record.